AAUGAUCAAUUUCCGUCAAAAUCACAAAGAAAGUGAUAAAAUAUCACUAAGGAAUAUAAAUUAAAUAUUACAUUUUAUUGACAUUUAGAGUGAAAAAAAUUUUAAUUAUUAUAAAGUUUGAAAAACCAAAUUGUUCUAUUUUUGGAAUAGUGGGCGUUUAGUAGCGAUUAUUCUCGAAGGUAAAAAGAGAGUGAGAGAGAGAGAGAGAGAGGGUUCAAGAAUCGAAGAUCGAAAAGAUCAUCUCUGCUCGCGAGUCGAGCGAACAAGUAAAUUAUUAACAAAUAAAAAACAUAUAUCGGUGUUUUAUCAUUCGUUUUAAAAAGAAAAUAACCAUCUUUAAAUAUUAAAUGACUCUACUAAAUAAUAGACUUGUCAUUUAAAAUCGAUUUUGACCCGCGCGCGAGUGUUUUCGUGACCUUCUGCAAAAAGCGGAAAUCUUCAUUUUUUUUUUUUUACAAUAAAAAAAAAAUAUAUAUUUUCAUCACACGUCGCGAGUUUUAUUAUUAUAAAGAAUAUAUAAAUUUCUAUUCCUGUACAGAAUUAUUAGUAAAAAGAAAAAAAAAGAAAAUAAAAAUAAUAACAGUGACAAAAGGAAGUUAAAAUUGGAAGUAAAUAUAAAAGAUAACGAAAGUUCGUGUGUGUGUGUGCUCAACGUGGUUUUCGCCGCCGUCAUCAACGACGACGACGUUAAAACACAAAAGAUCGUCAGCAAAAAAAGAAAACACGCGAGUUUUAUCGUUAGCUAAUUAAAAAUUCAAAAAAAAAAUAGAAACGGAGAAAUAUUGACAACUUGAAAGAUUUACAUUCUAUGAACACUAAGGGCCAAGAGGACCCUGGAGAAGAUCUCGCAUCCAGGGUAGGUGCUGAAAGCCCUUGCAGCGACAUGAAGCGAGCAGCUGCCAAAAAACUCAUUGAGAGAUACUUUUAUCAACUCACAGACGGUUGUGGAAAUCCUCAAUGUGACAAUGAAAAUUGUGUUUCAAGUGGAAAGGUGACAAAUCUCACGCCAAAUCAAGCGGCGGCGCAGGCAAUUCAAUUAUUUUCACAGGAAGCGAGACUUUGCGAUGGUACACAACCAAGUAAAGUUGCAAGGACAACAUUGGAACCUGGACCCGCUUCAUUGGCAAAAAGUCUCCCAGUGAAAAAUGUCAAUCCCACAUGUUCCGUUGAAGGAAAAGAGGAACCAUAUCUCACAGAAGUGAAACUUUUGGAAAUAAUAGAAAAAUGUAGAACCGAAGGUUCAUAUUCAUUGUUAAUUCGAACAUUGGGCGAGGUUUUCUCGUCGGCUGAAGCAUUAAGUAGAAGUUUUCAAAGGACAGAAAAAAAUGACUCGCCACUGGCAGCAUUAUUGGAUAGAGCUCCAGUUUCAUUAUUAAGGCCGCCUGCUGAUUUAAAUAAAGAAGCUGUGAGAUCAUUACAGGGUGAAGAUAAAGAGGAAGACAGUAGUGAUCCAUCGCCAACUGUUUUACAUCCCGACGAUACAAGUGUCGAUCUUCCUGGUGUUCGAAGAGCUUUCACUGCUUUAUGGUCCUUACCAGGUGAUGCUUUUGAAUCAGCUUUAGUACAUGCACUAGUCACACUGGCCGAUAAUAUAGAAUUAGGACUCAGGGUAUUUGGAAUAAUGCCUUAUGACAGUACCGAUAGUUUAUUAAAUGUUUUCUUAAUUGUUUUUGAAAUCCCAGUAUUGGGAACGAGUGAUUAUUUGGAAUUGGCAUUACAUAUGCUGUGUAAAGCGGCAAGUUGUUUACCAUUACCAGCACAGGCAAAAUUAGCACGAAUUUGGGCACGACAUUGUAAAUCAAGACUUGAAUGUUUACUUCAAGCACUACAACAGCUUAUAACUGUUAAGGUUAUUGGCGGUUCUUUUACACGUGAUUAUUGUGUCCAAGAUGCGGAUACAAUAACAGCACCAACGAAAGUUAUGAAAAUACUCUAUUAUGCAAAUAUUUUGGCGGGUGAAAUGGAUCCACCAGAAUUUUCCCAAGAAGAAGAAGGCGAAGUUAUGAGUUCCGAUAAAUCGGGAUCAAAAUCAACGACUUCGCAAACAAUUCAGGAUCCCCUUGCGAAAGCACUUGGAAUUUCUUCGCUUGAUGCACGCAAAGCGUUCAUUCCAUUCACAGAUUUUUACAACGAACCAUUGAGUGAUGCAGUUGAAAUGGAUAAGGAUUUUGCCUAUUAUAAAAGUGAUCAACCAAUGAAAUUUAGCUUUAUGAAUUUUGCUUUUAUUCUCACGCCAGCGACAAAAACACUUGGCCUUUAUUAUGAUAAUCGAAUAAGAAUGUACAGUGAACGGCGAAUGAGUUUUCUUCAAACAGUCGUUGGACAACCGACAAAUCCAUAUCUUAGACUAAAGGUUCGACGAGAUCAUUUAAUUGACGACGCUCUAGUGGAAUUGGAAAUUGUCGCAAUGGAAAAUCCGUCUGAUCUUAAAAAACAAUUGGUUGUUGAAUUCGAAGGAGAACAGGGAGUCGACGAAGGUGGAGUGUCGAAGGAAUUUUUUCAACUCGUUGUCGAGGAAAUAUUUAAUCCCGAUUAUGGAAUGUUUACGACGCAGGAAGACACACAAACAACGUGGUUUAAUUCAACGUCUUUUGAAAGUGAUGCCCAAUUCACGCUAAUUGGAGUUGUUCUCGGUCUUGCAAUUUACAAUAAUGUCAUUCUUGAUGUACGUUUUCCAAUGAUUGUUUAUCGAAAACUUUUAGGAAAAAGGGGCUGUUACGCUGAUUUAGAAGAUUGGAGUCCAACUUUAUUUAGAAGUCUUUCGGAAAUAAUGAGUUAUAACGGUGACGAUAUGUCCGAGACAUUUAUGCAAACUUUUAGAGUUGGCUACAAAGAUGUUUUUGGUUCGGUUCUAUUUCACGAGCUCAAAGACAAAGGAGACGAGAUUUAUGUUUCGCAAGAGAAUAAAAAAGAAUUUGUCGAUCUUUAUGCUGAUUUUUUGUUAAAUAAAUCAGUUGAAAGGCAAUUUAAGGCAUUUCGACGUGGUUUUCAAAUGGUUACAGAUGAAAGUCCACUUGGUUUAUUAUUUAGGCCUGAAGAAAUUGAACAGCUCGUUUGCGGAAGUAAAAUUUUCGAUUUCGCGGAACUUGAAGCGGCAACGGAAUAUGAAGGUGGUUACACCGCGGAAAGUGAAGCGGUGAGGAAUUUUUGGCGUGUGGCACAUUCAUUAGCACCUGAAAGUCAAAGGCGACUUUUGCAAUUUACAACCGGAAGUGAUCGAGUACCUGUUGGUGGAUUGUCGAGAUUAAAAAUGGUUAUUGCUCGCCACGGGCCUGAUUCCGAUAGGUUACCAAUAGCGCAUACAUGUUUCAAUGUUUUAUUAUUACCAGACUAUAGUACCAUAGAAAAACUACAAGACAGACUUUUAAAAGCGAUAAAUUAUUCAAAAGGUUUCGGAAUGCUGUGAGAAACUUUUUUUUUCAUGUUUCAUAUUCUAAUUAACGAGGGAACCAAAAAAAAAAAAAAAAAAAGUCAGUUUCCUAAUUCCCUCCUCUUAUUUAUUUGACAAAGGAAAAUUUUGAAGAACUUUUUUUUAAAAAAGAAAGAACAACAAAAAUAAAAGGGACGCUUAUCCAAAUCAGUGAUUUUUAAGCUCGAGAGAAAGGAUUUUUCAAAACUGAAACUUCCUUAAAAAAAAUAAUAAGCUUAAGCAGUGUACAAAAAAAAUUCAAAUAUUUUUUCUCUAAUCGCGACACUUCUUCUUUUUGUCGCGUUUCUUGAAAAGAAAAAUAUACAGAUUGUGUUACGGAAGUAAAAAAAAAAUUUUUCCUUUUUUUUUUGUUGAAUAUAAAAUGAAAUUUUUUUUCAGACCUCCGAAACAUAAUAAUCUUGUAUAUAUAUUAUUUUUUUUUAAUUAUUUCUUUUGACGCAAAUUUUUUCAAAAAAAAAACAAGCGCGUUUUGAUUUUAAUUUUUUUUUUUUUUUUUUUUUUAUAAGAAAGACGAGACUGAGGAAAGUGGAGUUUAACCAAGACCCCAAAGAGACACGAGCUGAAUGACUGUGAUGUAAGAAAGAAAGAGAGCAAAAGAGAAUGAGAGAAAAUGUUGUAUGUCAAGUGAAAUGUUAAUGUAGAUUGUACAAUGUAUGAAGUUAUUUAAGAGAAAAACAAAAAAAAAAAAAAUCACGAAACAUUUAAUGUGACUGAAAAUUGAAUAGCAAAAAAAAAGAAUAAAAAUUUUUUUUAAACAUGA
This is a messenger RNA of Leptopilina boulardi, 4190 nucleotides long. It is a transcript of the gene Ube3a, whose product is annotated as ubiquitin-protein ligase E3A. The record is from RefSeq and is a predicted model, not a curated record. Bases 809 to 3406 code for a protein of 865 amino acids. The transcript has 12 exons. Gene Ontology annotation, biological process: protein polyubiquitination. Gene Ontology annotation, molecular function: ubiquitin protein ligase activity. Lineage: Eukaryota; Metazoa; Arthropoda; Insecta; Hymenoptera; Figitidae.